Molecule: messenger RNA, 2739 nt
Organism: Osmerus eperlanus (European smelt)
Lineage: Eukaryota; Metazoa; Chordata; Actinopteri; Osmeriformes; Osmeridae
Gene: bnip3la
Product: BCL2 interacting protein 3 like a
Exons: 6
Coding region: 80-793 (237 amino acids)
Biological process (GO): defense response to virus; mitochondrial outer membrane permeabilization; positive regulation of apoptotic process
Cellular component (GO): mitochondrial envelope; mitochondrial outer membrane; nucleus
Source: RefSeq, a predicted model, not a curated record
GGUCAAUGCAUGCAACUGCGCCUGCGCUUAAAAUCGAUUGCGUGUCGUGUGGCUGAAUGUGAAAUUUUGGGCAGCAAACAUGUCUACUACUGCUGCCGCCCAGCAAAACAAUAACGAGGAACCUGUCCUCAUCGGAUCCUGGGUGGAGCUGGAGAUCAAUGGAAACACAGGAUCCCCGGCUAUGCAGCCAAACCCUUCACCACCCUCCUCAGCCUCAGGGAAUGGAAAUGAGGGGGAGAGCCAGCCCCUACAAACCCUAGAAGUGGUGCAAGAGGACGCAGAAGAGGCUCUGGCAGGUGGACUAGAGCACGUGCCUUCAUCCUCUUCCAUCCACAAUGGAGACAUGGAGAAGAUUCUUCUGGACGCGCAGCACGAGUCCAGCCAAAGCAGCUCCUCUUGCGACAGCCCUCACAGACCGCCCAGCCCAGAUCAGGACGAGGGGCAGAUCACCUUUGACGUGGAGAUGUCCACCCAGAGAGGAAGCCAGUCUGAGGAAGAUGGCUCUGAGAAAGACAGAGAGGAAGACAUCUUGAUGGACAAAGAAGCUGAUUGGGUGGCCGACUGGUCCAGCAGGCCCGAAAACAUUCCCCCUAAGGAGUUCCACUUCCGUCACCCGCGGCGAUCAGUGUCCCUGAGCAUGAGGAAAAGCGGGGCCAUGAAGAAAGGAGGCGUCUUCUCUGCCGAGUUCCUCAAAGUGUUCAUCCCUUCCUUGGUCCUGACUCACAUCCUUGCCCUCGGCCUUGGGGUCUACAUUGGGAAGAGACUCACCACACCUUCCACCAGCUCCUUCUAAACUCUAACUAAAGCAGUGCCUGGAAGUCAUGUCGAAAAUACCCACGUCGACUAAUAGUUAAAAAAAGACAAAAAUCCCUUCUCUUCCACCGCUUCCAACACACUCCCGACUUCCUCUAUCUCAGUCCCAUUCAGCCUUUGAUAAUCUUCCCCACUCUUUGUGAUCCUCUUCUGUUGUUUAUGUCAUAAUGCUCUGUGACACACACAUCCUAUUCGCUGGAUGGCCUGUGUUGAGGAUUUGUUCAUAUGCAUUUAGGUCUGCUUUCUGACACAGGAGUAGGACGUCACAGACAGCUCUGUCUAUGGCAUCCAACUGUCGUGGUGUCAGCAGGCCAUAAUAGACAGGCCCUGCCCAUACUUAUCUCGUACAGAAGAAAUGCAUAGGUAUAUGGUCUGGACUGCAGUUAAAAUAUAUCUACAUAGUAUCUCUGAAGUUUCUUUAGUAAUGCCUUUGACGGAUAGAUUGUGAGAUAUUCAGUGUGUAAGAGUUCUGUUUGUAACUUUUUGCAGGUUAAUUGACACCCCUGCAUGCAGUAGUGUUCCUUCUCCAGUCUUUGCAAGAGGAGGCUGCACGAUAUCUCACCCACAGAUAUAUCCUAUGACCCUAUGAUCCUAUGAUUUUAUAUUGAUCUGAAAUAUGCCCCAUAUCAUGUUUCAGCACAGCUUUUAAUUGGCUUAGAUAUAAGUGGCUGGGAAUCAUGUCAUUGCACAAUUGCUGUUUUAUAAGAAGUUUCUUCUACAGCCGUAGUGCAGUUAUCUGAAGAUGGGUAGAAGCUGGGCAUCCUGGCAUGUAGUGACACAUUGCCUUAUGGGUUUUGAUCAAGGAGCAUUGUAGGUCGGGUCCAGAGGGUUAGGAAAUGUGGCUAGUGUACUGUUGAGAGGAAAGUUUGAAAGAUGCAGAAUUAUGUGAAGGCUGCAGUUUUGCUCUUUCCUCGUAGCAUAUUUAUUUUCUCCUUAAAUCUCUUCUAAAUACUUUUGAAUAUAGCUAUAAAUUGUUUCUUUUUUGUCUUUUUUCUUUCUCAGAGCCUGUGUAAGAUUUAGAAAUGUACCAAUAUGGAAAAAUCCCUUGCUGAUACAGAUGUCAGGUAGAAGGACUAUGUGACCAACCAUCAUUAGUUUUUUCAGUGUCUAGUAUACAUAUAUUUUGAAUCAUACAAUACAACAACUACAGACAAGUGCCAAAUCUAUCUUUUAGUUUCAUCACCUCUCAUAUAAGCUAUAGUGCAGACACUGAUCUUAUUACCUGACAUGUCAAAACACUUAAACUGUGACCUGAUCCUGUUUGGUAAUCUACUUUGGUUUGACGUGUCCUUCGGGGAUUUUGACUUUAGACAUUUCGCUUUAUACGUUUUAUAGGAGAUACCUGAUAACAAUGUAAGUAAUGCUUUUGUAUAUAUGUUUAACCAUGACCAUUGUCGAAUUCAGAUGAAAAUCACAAUCCCUAUAUAGCACCAAAUUAACAGCGGAUAAUUCAGUGAAUGCUCACUCAGACUGAGGAUGGAAACCAUAACAGUGAUACAGGAAGAUGCUUUUCCCCACUGUCCUGUGCUGCUUGGUGAUGUAGGGUUUGUGAUUAAAUAAGUGGAGCCCUCCCCCCCCCCCUCCCCCCCUUUUUCUAAGGCUCCAUUGCAUGCAUGCUUUCAGCUUGAUAUUGACAACCGUUUAAUGUUGAUUUCAUACCGACAAUGCUGUUAAAUAGAUUUAAUCAAAGUGAGUGUUCAUCCUUUUAUCCAAGGUUGAAUACUAGUAAGCAUGUUAAUUGUUUUGUUUCUCCAAAAAUCCAAACUCUGCUUGCUUUUCAGUUUGUAUGGAGGGCAGGGCCCUCUCACUUCAUUUAAGCUAUGAUGAUGAUUCCAGUAGCAACAACUUAAAGCUGUGGCAUUUCAGUUUAUUUUCUUCAUAUUCUAAAACUCAUUAAAAUGUGGAAUUUGCCACAGACCUGUCUAA